Dromaius novaehollandiae (emu) is the source of this 2996-nucleotide messenger RNA. It is a transcript of the gene AFG2B, whose product is annotated as AFG2 AAA ATPase homolog B. Lineage: Eukaryota; Metazoa; Chordata; Aves; Casuariiformes; Dromaiidae. The record is from RefSeq and is a predicted model, not a curated record. Gene Ontology annotation, molecular function: ATP hydrolysis activity; ATP binding. The transcript has 8 exons. Bases 262 to 2535 code for a protein of 757 amino acids.
GCGGGGCGCGGGGGGCUGGGCCAGUGCGCGUGCUGCAGCGCAUGCGCGGGAGGCGCGAUGGGGCUGCUGGCGCGCGGUGACGGCCCUCCGCGCGCCGCGGCCGUUGGUGGGGGGGCCGCUUUCCUGGACCAGACCGGAACGGGCAGCGCCGGCAGCUGGGCGCGCGGAGCCGCGGCGAGGCGGGGGUGAGUGGGAGCCGUCCGGGCCCUUGGAGGCGGGUUGCCUCGGCGUCCCGCGCGGGGCGCGGCGCGGACGCGUGCUAUGGAGGUCGCGCCCUUAAAGCUGCUCCCGCUGGAUCCGGGCGAUGAGAGCACCCAGAGGUGCAGGGUGGGGCCUGCCGCCCUCUCCUUCCUGGGAGCCAGGAUCGGCGCCCCGCUGCGGGUCACCCUGCCCACCGGCUGCUGCUUGUGCACGGCUUGGCCCAGGCACGAUUUGGCGGACGGCUACCUGCAGGUCGAUCUGACGUGCAGAACGGCAGGUUUAACCGUGCAGGAGCUGAAAAAUCUCACGGUGAACGUCAGCCAGCUGAAGCUUUUGGCAUAUCAUCAGUUAAAGAAAGCAACUGUGAGAGUAAUCCUUAAGAACUCCGCACUGAAAAAGUCCACCCCCAGAGCGGUGUUGCAGGAGAUAAUCAAAGAACUGCUAAGAAAUAUUUAUGUUUCGCUUCAUUACACUGUCACAGUUGCUCCAGUUCUUGAAAAUCCAGUGGUGUAUAUUGAAAUACUCUCUCUAGACCCUUUGACAGAUGAAGCUGGACUAGUAACCCCCCAAACAAGCAUAAAAAUUAAAGAGGUCGUCACUUUAGAAUGGUACAGGCAUUUAUCAGAAGAUGCUGUGAAAAUUUCAGUUGCAGGACUAGAUGAUGUGGGAGUGUCUUUGAAAGAAAUGGUUGAUUUGCCCUUCCGUUUUCCAAAAACUUUUAAGAAGCUGGGACUUUCUGUUCCUAAUGGAGUGCUGUUAGUAGGCCCUCCAGGGGUAGGGAAAACACUUAUGGUAAAGGCAGUAGCAAAAGAAGUGGGUGCCUAUCUGCUUUGCAUCGGCGGCCCAGCCCUGUAUGGUUCAAGACCCGGAGAAAGUGAAGAGAAUUUGCGAAGAGUUUUUGAAAAGGGCAGAGAAAUGUCCUGUGAAGGACCAACCAUUCUCUUUAUUGAUGAAAUUGACUCUUUAUGCCCCAAGAGAGGAAGUUCAAACAAUGCUCCUGAAGAUCGUAUUGUUGCUCAAUUGCUAACAUUACUGGAUGGUGUAGGUAGUGAAGAUAAGAUGGUCAUUAUGGCAGCAACAAACAGGCCUGAUGCCUUAGAUCCUGCACUGAGAAGACCUGGCAGAUUUGACAGAGAGGUUAUUAUUGGGACACCAACAUUUCUGCAGAGAAGAUCCAUCCUGCAGUUGCUUACAUCUAGUAUGCCAAUUUCUGCAGAUGUUGAUUUGGUUAAACUGGCAGAAAUGACAACUGGGUAUGUUGGAGCUGACCUUACUGCACUCUGCAGAGAAGCUGCUAUGCAGGCUGUGUUCCGAAGCUCUCUGGGUUCAACUGAAAUAAUGAUUAACAUGGCAGGUUUCCAAGAAGCUUUUAAAAACAUUCAGCCAUCCUGUUUUCGAGGUGCUAUUGGACUGACAGAGUGUAAACCUGUUACGUGGGAGCAAAUUGGUGGUCUUGAAGAUGUGAAACUAAAGUUAAAACAGAGUAUUGAGUGGCCUAUGAAGUUUCCUCAGGCUUUUGCUAGGAUGGGCCUGUCUCACCCAAAGGGUAUUCUUCUCUAUGGGCCAUCAGGGUGUGCCAAAACCACACUGGUGAAGGCUGUAGCUACAAGUUGUCACUGUUCCUUUCUCUCUGUAAGUGGUGCUGACCUUUUCUCACCUUAUGUUGGGGAUUCAGAGAAGAUUCUGUCUCAGGUUUUUCGACAAGCAAGAGCGAAUACUCCGGCAAUAAUAUUCCUGGAUGAGAUAGAAUCAAUCUUGGGAUCUCGGUCACACUGUAAAACUGGCCAUGGUGUCUCAGAGCGAGUUCUUUCUGUUCUUCUCAAUGAGUUGGAUGGCAUUGGACUGAAAGUCACAGAAAGAAGAGGAAACAAACUACAGCUUGAGGGUGAAUGUCAGGAACAAAGUGAUGAGGAGAGGAAGCUAGAGUUUCAAGAAACUUUGAACAGUGACUUCAUGAUAGUUGCUGCAACAAAUAGACCAGAUAUGUUGGAUGAUGCUUUGUUGCGUCCUGGAAGGCUAGACAAGAUGAUCUAUAUUCCACCUCCAGACCUGAAGGGAAGGCUUUCUGUUUUGAAAAUCUGCACAAAAAAAAUUCCACUAGAUACUGAUGUGUCAUUACAAGACUUAGCACUCCAAACAGACUUCUUCUCUGGAGCUGAUAUUGAAAAUCUGUGCAAGGAGGCUGCUUUGUUGGCGUUGCAAGAGAAUGGACUUGAAGCAACUACUGUUAAACAUGAGCACUUUGUAAAAUCAUUGAGGACUGUAAAACCAUCCUUAAACAUCAAAGACUUGGAUUUUUAUGAAAAAUUUUAUAAUCAAACAUUCACCUCUUGAAUCAAAAAAGUGACACAGUAUAAGUAUUUUUAAAUAUAUCACAAACCAAGCCAAAGCAAAUGAGAUUUUACUUUAUUCUUCAGUAUUGAGAUCACAAGCAAAAUUUUAUUGUAAGUACAGUACUAAAAAGGCAGGAAAGUGAUACUGCAAAUAUCAGUCUUUAUAUCUGAUGAAACUGGUAUUGGAGGGGCUUAGAGCAUUGUGGAACAGCAAAGUGGUUCUGUAGAUUUCCUUGUUCUCAGUACAAACUCUGGAAGAAUAAGAAUAUUUAAUUUGAAAACAUGUUGUGAAGCCUCCAAAGCACACCAAAUAUUUAAAAUUUAAAAAAAAACAGAAUGUGGAAUAUGAGGAAAAAGUCCUCCAUAGUUUCUGUGCUACAUUUAAUAUAACUUUUUAUAGUAUGUAUCUACAGGCUUUCUUUCUGGAAAGCAGAUUGCAAAAUAUACUUCUAAUGAAACAGC